Molecule: messenger RNA, 1837 nt
Organism: Pygocentrus nattereri (red-bellied piranha)
Lineage: Eukaryota; Metazoa; Chordata; Actinopteri; Characiformes; Serrasalmidae
Gene: lclat1
Product: lysocardiolipin acyltransferase 1
Exons: 6
Coding region: 415-1569 (384 amino acids)
Cellular component (GO): endomembrane system
Molecular function (GO): acyltransferase activity
Source: RefSeq, a predicted model, not a curated record
AGAGAAUGACGUCAAUGCAUCAGCAUGAUUCGUUUAACCUAAAGUUCAUUAACAUCGCGGUCUGAGAAACGCAGCCUGCCCCACUCGACAGACCGAACGGCGGCCUCUGCCGACGGACUCGGCCCGGGUUUCCAGCAGAGUUGAGAGGUUAUCGGAGUUUAAACACAGACAGCAGCAGCAUGGCGCCCACCGCACGCCAAACAUCCGUGUGCCCGCAUCUUCCCGGCCUGCCCCCUCGCUCCCGACACGCCUGGACGUCCUGAAUGUGCGCUAACCUUCGUUCAUAUUUGCGGGCCGAAGCAAACAGCAAGAACGCGCCUGCGGAAAAUGCGUUGAUUCGGUUGUUAUCAACCGUAACCACUGGAUGCCGCUUAGCUGCGGUGGCUGACUGGCUGCCUAGCUGGUUUCCCAGGCAUGGCGAUGGUUUCUGUACGCGGCCUCUACUUCGUGGUCACUCUGUUCCUGGGCAGCUUCUUCGGCAGUGUUUUUAUGCUGGGUCCGGUGCUGCCCUUGAUGCUGCUGUCCCCAGCUUGGUACCGCUGGCUCACUGACCGCAUUGUGGCAACCUGGCUGACCCUGCCUGUGGCUUUGUUGGAGGUGGUGUUUGGAGUGAAGGUGGUUAUAACAGGCGAUGGCUUUGUGCCAGGGGAGCGCAGUGUGAUCAUAAUGAACCAUCGCACUCGGCUGGACUGGAUGUUUCUGUGGUGCUGUCUGCUGAGGUACAGCUACCUCCGCCUGGAGAAGGUCUGCCUGAAAGCUGCCCUCAAAGCGGUGCCUGGUUUUGGAUGGGCGAUGCAGGUGGCUGCAUUUAUCUUCAUCCAGAGGAGAUGGGAGGAGGAUCGUAGCCACAUGGAAAAUAUGCUGGAGUACUUCUGCGAUAUCAGGGAACCUUUGCAGCUGCUUCUCUUCCCCGAGGGCACUGACCUCACCGAUAACACUCGUGCCAGAAGUGAUGAGUUUGCGGAGAAGAAUGGUCUCCCAAAGUAUGAGUACGUGCUUCAUCCACGGACAACUGGCUUCACCUUCAUCGUGGACACACUUCGGAAAGGUAACAACUUGGACGCGGUCCACGACGUCACCGUGGCGUACCCACAGAACAUCCCUCAGACAGAGCGCCACCUGAUGCUGGGCCUCUUCCCGCGCGAGAUCCACUUCCACGUGCGGCGCUACCCGCUGUCCACCCUGCCUGAGGGAUCCGAUCUCCUGCAGGCCUGGUGCCAGGAUCGCUGGACAGAGAAGGAGCAGCGGCUGCGGGAGUUUUAUGGGGCGUCGCCGCGGCUGUUCGAUGACCCCGAGGCCCGGGUGCCGCCCUGCAAGAGCGAGCUGAGGGUGACGCUGGUCAAAGCCGUGUCCCUCUGCUAUUGGACCCUGUUCAUAACCUUGUCCUUCGUCGGCCUCUGGUUGUGGGCACCUCUGCGAAUGUACUUUCUGCUGGUGGUGGCGUUCUUCCUGCUUCAGCAGAAGGUCAUGGGUGGGGUUGAGAUGAUGGAGCUGGCGUGCCAUCGCCACUGGAACGGAAAGCCCCCAAUGAGUAGAGAGAAGGACGGACCUCGGGUGAAGAAAGAGUGAGAAGACGGAUUGGAUCAGGUUGAAUAUAGGGAGCCCCCUGCUGGAACGGAGCACAUCCCGCACAAUGAACUCACAGCAUCGCUGCCUUUCCCAGCCGGAUCCCUCACUUUGUCGCUUUCAGUGAAGGGAGAAGGAAAGAGAGGAGCAUGCUUGCUUCACAGAUGCCUCAAUGCUACAGUGAUUGGAAUGGCUUGGAAGCAGAAAGAAAUAAGGAUUGAAUUUUUUUCUUCUAUGCUGGAAGCUCAAAUAUACUGUUUUACAAAAGUCA